AAAAUACUGAAUAGUACUUUCGUUCUGUAUUUUCUCGGGUGAUGAUGAGACAAAAUGGCAUUUUCUCGGUUUCCACUCAUUGACUCUAAUUUUCAAAGCUUCUGUGUCUCCCACGGCAUUUUCUCUGGUUCCGUUCCCCUUUCUCUCUACCGCUUUUUUCUUUUUCGAUUUCUUUUUCGAUUUCAUUGUUUUCACACACGCUCACGAUUCCACGAUUUGCACGAUCUCGACGCAUUACUUUACUUUACGGAUAAUCAUUCCACUUCACAGACCCUGAAGCAGGGAAUUGACCAGCUUAUCUCAAUAAUAGACGCUCUUCAUCCACCAUUGCUAAACGGUUUGCAGCUCUUGGAAGAUGCUCAGCGUAAUAAACAUGUUUUGUCCACUGGAUGUGAAGGGAUUGAUACAUUGCUCAGAGGUGGAUUACGUGAAGGGCAAUUAACUGAACUUGUUGGGUCAUCCUCGUCUGGAGAGACACAGGUAAGAACCCACUCCUUCUCCAAAAAUCAUAUCUUGAGUAUGUUCUGUUCAAAUAUAACUUAACUGGACAGUACUAAUAAGAUUUCAUUCUUGAACAAAAAUCUAUUUUAGGGUUUAUUUCAUCUAUUCUAUGACCUGAACUUUCAUUCUUGAACAAAAAUUCAUUUUGGGGUUUAUUUCAUCUAUUUCAUGACCGGAACUAAGAGAUACACAUUACACCACGAUUUUGAAUCAGAAGAGAUAUCUUAAGAAAUGAGAGAUCUAUUCACUCUAUCAAUAACCGAGUCAGAUCUGGUGUACCAUAAGUAAUUUGCUUUUUCUAUUGAUUCCUCCGGAUUGGGUCAAAAACAUUUCUUGAAUGAGUUAUCCAAUUCUAGGGAUGAAUCGAAAAAUCACUCUUUAUUGAUUCUACUUCCUCUCUUUUACGUAGAAAAUGAAUCUUUUCAUAAAAAAAUGGGUUCAGACCUCUUGCGGGAAUAAUUUGGAAGAUCCAAAACCUAAAAUAGCUGUAUUUACUAGCAACAACAUAAUGGAGACAGUGAAUCAAUAUAGAUUGAUCCGAAAUCUGAUUUAAAUCUAAUAUAGCGCCGACAUUUUUUUAUUCAUUUAUUUUUAUUUUAGGCAUGCCUACUGUCUGCCUCUGCCUCAACUCUUGUGAAGCAUAAGAGUUCAGUUAUAUACUUAGAUACAGGUUGAUAGUAUUGUAAAAAUAGUUUAAUUCAAUUGUUUUUUCCUCGAA
This is a messenger RNA of Glycine soja, 1219 nucleotides long. RefSeq names its product DNA repair protein RAD51 homolog 4-like. The coding region runs from base 55 to 543 and encodes 162 amino acids. Lineage: Eukaryota; Viridiplantae; Streptophyta; Magnoliopsida; Fabales; Fabaceae. Gene Ontology annotation, molecular function: four-way junction DNA binding; ATP-dependent activity, acting on DNA; single-stranded DNA binding. The transcript has 3 exons. The record is from RefSeq and is a predicted model, not a curated record. Gene Ontology annotation, biological process: telomere maintenance; reciprocal meiotic recombination; double-strand break repair via homologous recombination. Gene Ontology annotation, cellular component: replication fork; centrosome; Rad51B-Rad51C-Rad51D-XRCC2 complex.